Fusarium keratoplasticum is the source of this 1968-nucleotide messenger RNA. RefSeq lists its product as uncharacterized. The transcript has a single exon. Lineage: Eukaryota; Fungi; Ascomycota; Sordariomycetes; Hypocreales; Nectriaceae. Bases 1 to 1968 code for a protein of 655 amino acids. The record is from RefSeq and is a predicted model, not a curated record.
AUGCAUUCGCUUCGAACCAUCGUCGCCGGUGCGGCCCUCGCACUGGCCGGCGUCGCUUCUGCCACUCACAUUGAGUUCCCUCCCUGUCUGGACCCCUUCCAGCCUUUUGUCUACUCUGGUUGCUACACGGAUGGUGUUGAAGGCACCUCUGCCGGCGCCCUCAUCUACCGCUCCAGCCAGAACCAGUACAACAUGACUGUCGAGAAGUGUGUCGCCGAGUGCAAGGGCAACGGUUUCCGUUACGCCGGUCUCAAAUACUGGGGCGUCUGCUACUGUGGCUCUACUGUCAGCGGUGCCCAGCUCACCGAGGACCAGUGCGACCUCCCCUGCAGCGGCAACAGCACUCAGACUUGCGGAGGUGACUCUGAGCUCUCUAUCUGGCAGGACCCUACCUUCAAGACUACCACCAUCCUCGGCGGCGCUCUCAAGGUCAUCGCUGACUAUCAGCCCCUCGGUUGCUACACUGACAACUCCCCCAAGGGCCGCGCCCUGACCUGGGGUAUGAGCAUGGAUGGCUCUACCAUGACUGUCACCAAGUGCCUCAACGCCUGCUCUGACCAGGGCUUCCCCCUGGCUGGUAUCGAGUACGGUGGCGAGUGCUACUGCGGCAACGUUCUGGCCAACGACACCGCCAAGGCCGACCCUGCGGACUGCAGCAUGCCUUGCAACGGUGACAGCACCUUCAAGUGUGGUGGUCCCAGCCGUCUGAGCGUCUUUGUCUCUACCGACCUUCAGUCUCUUCAGCCUUGUGGUUGGAAGCCCGGCUCUUCGCAGUCUUCUUCUUCGUCCGCUCUUCCCUCGAUCGUCUCCACCAUCUCCAGCUCUUCCAUUGUCAGCUCCUCUUCCUCCAGUGCUGCUGCUGCCUCUAGCUCGUCUACCAACAACAAUGGAAACGGAGGUAGCACCACCACCACCACCUCGUCCAGCGCUGCCGCGAGCUCGUCUUCCAGCUCGUCCUCUAGUUCCAGCGUUGCAGCUGCCAGUACUAGCUCCUCGAGCACUUCGACCUUGAGUACAAGCACUAGCACUACUGCCCCUGUUCAGGUGUCUACCAACCCCUCUCGGGUCACCACCUCGUCCUCUUCCUCUUGCACUACCCUUGGUCCCAUGUGCACUGCUACCAUUGUCGUCCCCAACGACUGCGAGUACAAGGUCGGCAGCUGGUGUGCCCCUUCGGUCCCCGACUUCCAGGACCAGGACAGCUGCCAGACCGCCUACAACACCUGCGCCAAGAACAUCGCCUCUUGCUUCCAGAAGGCUGCUUGGCCCAACGUUCUCGACUGCUUCAACUUCUCCAAGUGGUGCGACGGUGUCCAGGGUUUCUGUGCCUCGACCUGCUCUCGCGGCCGUAGCUGCAACAAGAGCGGCUGCAUGAAGCAGAACCAGCCUGUCGGCGGCAACCCUGUCAAGACUACCACCUCUGUCUUCCCUUGCGCUGCCACCACUACCAGCAGCACUGUCCCUCCUGCUUCUUCCACCUCUUGUGCUCCUCAGCCUACCAACAUCUGCCAGCAGCCCUCUUCUCGCUCUUACGGCUAUGGUCCUGGUAACCCCGUUGCCGGCAUUGAGCUUCCCCUCGUCGGUUGCAACGAUCUGAAGGGUGACUUCACCCAGAAGCCCUUCAAGCUCUACACCGAUGAUGACUCCCGCUCGUGCAAGUCUUACCAGCGCAACCAGCAGAGCAACGCCUGCGCCGACGCCUGCAAGACCCAGUACGACCAGUGCAACAACGUCUACGUGCAGAGCUGCAAGAAGCUCAACGGCGGUAACUACAAGCGUGGCCACUCCCACUUCCACCGCCGCGCCCUCGAGAAGUCGGGCAUCGAGCCUCGCUGGUUCAACAUCUUUGGCAACGACGGCUGGCAGUCUGCCCAGACCAAGUGUUACGUCCAGUACCAGGACUGCCUCGGCGAGAACGCCCAGGUCAACGCUGCCUCGCGCUGCCAGAAGUGGGGUACCGGUGCUUAA